Messenger RNA from Rubroshorea leprosula, 1944 nucleotides. The record is from the annotation of a GenBank genome assembly. Lineage: Eukaryota; Viridiplantae; Streptophyta; Magnoliopsida; Malvales; Dipterocarpaceae.
UGAUCUACGAAGUAUUAUCAGUUUAUCACGUUACCCAAACUAGUCGAAUUAGGGCAUACCGUAGCUCGCUGGGACAGUUGUUUGUUUCUCACGAAAAAGAAAGAAAAAUAUUUACUGUAUUUCCAUAAUAGUUUCUCCCAUCUUUGGAAGCCAAGACUGGAUUCUUCUGUAGGUCAUUAUAAAGUCGAAGCAUUCUUAUUUUACGAUAGAAGGAAGCUCCCUCGGAAAUUUUCUCGAGAAAAUUUCAGUCUCCAAUAAUGGCUGGUAGAAAGUUGGUUCGCGAUUUGUUGCUUGCAAGACGGCCUCUUUCUCUUCAUUUAGCAUCUCAACAGGGUUCGAAUGGGAGAUUGAGAUUGAUAUCGGUAAAUGGAUACUCGGGUAAUCGUCUAUUCAGUGUGUUUAAUGAGUUUUCCCAGAAAGUCAAGGGUGAAGCCAAAAGCGACCCAGAAUUUCAGAAAUCGGUUAAGGAGUUUAAAGAGAAGGCGGAAGAGCUUAAAGGGAUGAAAGAAGAGUUGAAAGUUAGGUAAUAAUAUAUGUAAUAUAGUGUUGUUUUUUUGCAUAACGGUAGGAUUUUUAGGUAAUAGGCUGAGGCAUACUGUUGUAUGUCAAGGGAGUGCCUGAGAUGGUCAAAUGGCGUGCAGAACGAAGCAGACAACAGAGCAGCUCUACAAGCAUGUGGAUGGUGUGUGGUCGGAGGCUGAAGCUACAGCUAAAAAAGUUAAGGAAACUUUUGGGAUUGGGAAACAAGAGUCUUCAGAGUAUAGUGGUGCUGCAUCUGAGAAUGGGAGUGGCACUAGCACACAAAAUGGAGGUAAGGCAUCGUUUGGGGCUGGGGAAAAGGAGCACAAUGAGUCUGGCUCCGCUGAUACUGCAGAAACUUUGUUUGGAAAAAUUAAGAUGGGCAUUUCUUCUCCAAAGGUCUUCCAAAAGUGGAGGGAAGCUAAGGUCAUUGACAUUGCCAAGAAAGGAUAUGACAUUGUGAAGGAUGAACUAAGCAGCACACCAAGUAAGAGAAAGCACCUUGAGUAUACACCUUCCCCAUCAAUGGGUGAAAGAAGUACAAGAACGGAUAUUGUUAUUUUACCCUCACAGCAAUCCCGUUUAGGAAAAAAGUGGGAGGCCUUCAAAGAGAAGAUGCAAGGACAUCCAUUAUUCAAGCACAUUAGCAGGUUUGGUGAACCUGUUGCAACAAAGAGCCAAGAGAUUGCAGAGGAUAUGCGGGAAAGAUGGGAGACUAGUGAUAACCCCAUUGUUCACAAAAUUCAGGACAUCAAUGAGAGUAUCUUCCAAGAAACAGAUGCUGCAACAUCAUUCAAAGAAAUAUGCCAUCGUGAUCCAUCUUUCUCUUUACCAGAGUUUGUGGCAGAAGUUCAGGAAGCAAUCAAGCCCGUCCUUAAUGCUUACAUGAAGGGAGAUGUCGAAACGUUGAAGAAGUAUUGUAGCCCUGAAGUUAUUGAAAGGUGUAAAGCAGAGCAUAAUGCCUAUCAAAGCCAUGGUAUAUUUUUUGAUAACAAGAUUCUACAUAUUUCUGAUGUAGAAGUCAGAGAGACGAAAAUGAUGGGAACCUCCCCCAUUAUCAUUGUCGCAUUCCAAACACAACAAGUCCAUUGUGUGCGUGAUAGAGGAGGAGCAAUAACAGAAGGUGGAAAGGACACAAUCCACACCGUAUAUUAUGCUUGGGCCAUGCAGCAAGUGGAUGUGGAAGAACUUGGAGAACUGGCGCUUUAUCCAAUAUGGAAGCUUAGAGAAAUGCAACAAAUGGGUGUGCAAGCCCUCAUCUAGACUUUUAUUGUCAGGAUCCCAUCUUAUUAAUGGGUUGUCUGGUUUCAAUUUUACUCAUGUUCGUCAUUUAUGCUGAGUUGCUCCUUGUAGUGUUGGUGUUUUUCGGGGAACAUUUAACUGAUAUACAUUUUUUAAUUUAUUUAAUGAAAUGCUGAAAUUUUG